CAGCGCAUCCAUCGGCCGGUGGUGGUGGUGGCCAUCGUGGGGCUCUACCGGACGGGGAAGUCCUACCUGAUGAACCGCUUGGCCGGGAGGGGUGCCAGAGGCUUCUCCCUGGGGGCCACGGUGCAGGCCAACACCAAGGGCAUCUGGAUGUGGUGCCUCCCCCACCCGCUGAGGGCUGACCAGGCGCUGGUGCUGCUGGACACGGAGGGCCUGGGGGACGUGGAGAAGAGCAACACCGAGAACGACUCCUGGAUCUUCGCCCUCUCCGUCCUACUGAGCAGCACCUUUGUCUACAACAGCAUGGGCACCAUCAACCACUAUGCACUGGAGCAGAUGCACUUUGUGACAGAAUUAUCACGGCACAUCAAGAUGAAGGCCUCGGACAGGGAGAGUCACGACCUGGCCAGCGCCUUCCCCGCCUUCGUUUGGACCGUGCGCGACUUCACUCUGCAGCUGUGCCUGGAGGACGGGACCCCCAUCACGGAGGACCAGUACCUGGAGCGGGCACUGGAGAGGAGGGCAG
Anolis sagrei ordinatus is the source of this 523-nucleotide messenger RNA. Lineage: Eukaryota; Metazoa; Chordata; Lepidosauria; Squamata; Anolidae. The record is from RefSeq and is a predicted model, not a curated record.